This is a messenger RNA of Colletotrichum chrysophilum, 993 nucleotides long. RefSeq lists its product as uncharacterized. Bases 1 to 993 code for a protein of 330 amino acids. Gene Ontology annotation, molecular function: transcription coregulator activity. Lineage: Eukaryota; Fungi; Ascomycota; Sordariomycetes; Glomerellales; Glomerellaceae. Gene Ontology annotation, biological process: regulation of transcription by RNA polymerase II. The record is from RefSeq and is a predicted model, not a curated record. Gene Ontology annotation, cellular component: mediator complex; core mediator complex. The transcript has 2 exons.
AUGGACAAAGUCAUCGAUGCGCGCUUCGAGCGCGUUGAGAAGGCUCUUGCCAGUCUGAUCGAGUCGGUUUCGAAAUAUCAUCCGAAUGCCAAACAGGCACUGGACCUUCAUGAAGCUGACAACGAUCUCGCGAGAGGCCUCGAUGAGGUACAAGUUCACCAGAACAACCACCUGCGGCUGCAGCAGCUUCGUGCGACAACUUCGUCCCUUGACUCCCAGAUCCGGGAGACACUCCAGAGUCUCGCAACGACCCGCAAGGACAUCACCACCACCCAAAUCACGAUGUACACCAACGGACCAAAGUACCCCGUCAAGUACGAUGAGCUCCUCAACUACGCCCGCCGCAUCAGCAAGACCACCAUGCCCCCGGCAGCCAUCACAAACGGCGUACCGACGGAAGGCAGCACGCCCGCCCCAGAACCCAACACGAGCAUGACCGCAGCCACGACCCCCGGCGCAAACGGUAUGCAAAGCCAGCCCGUCAGCGCUGCUCCAACACCCAGCCAGACCCAGACACCCGACCCGUCAGGUGCUAUCAACGGUGGCACCAGCUCAGGGGACCUGGCUGCGACGCAGCAAACCACGACGAGUGGCGCGACAUCUCUCCCCGAUGGUCUUCGCAACCACCUCGACCCGCACUUCAACGCGAGCUUCAUCCCGUGGCCGAACGAGUUCCAGAUCCGCAGCGGUGCGAUGGCGGUGUUCCAAGAACUGCAGGACCAAGGCAUUGAACCGCGUGGCUACGAUCCAGCGCAGAUCGCCGAGGCGAAGCGCAAGGAAGAGGAGGAGCGCAAGGCGCGCGAGGAGCAGGAGAAGGCCGAGCUGGAGAGGAAGAACCGCGAGUACCAGGAGAAGAUGGAGAGGAUCCGCCGCGAGCAGCAGGAGGCUUACAGACGCGACAGCAUGGCCGUCGGCGCUGGUGCCUCAUCCGCUGGAAAGAACAAGCAGUUCCAGUUCACGAGCAUCAUGGACGACGAUGAUGAUGACGAAUAG